AUGGCAACCCAGCCACAGCCACAGCCAUAUGAUCGAAUUGAUGCCUCUGCUUUGGCAGUGUAUCCAGAAAACCCUUUGGAUCUUCCUCCUGAGCACUUGAAGGCAUCCUAUGGUGAUGAGACUCCUGCUUUGGCCAUUGUCCCAGAGUUGGCUGGGGCGCUGGGCCAAGGAGCUGCGAGGAAUUCCCACAAAGGUGUCAAAGCUACUGCAAGCAAGGAGGCCCCCUUGCAGCCCAGUGCUGGGCCAACUCCUGCUGACGCAUUAGCUGCCUUCAGAUGCCCUUCAGCUCCAGCUGCAGCACCUGCUUUGCCUCUGUUGGAUGCCAUUGGGACAACCCCUGCGCAGGCUGAAGCUUCUGCUGGGCCUGUGGAAGCGCAAACCAAUGACAAAGAGCCUGGUGAGGAAAAGUCGUUGGAAGACUAUGAGGCUGAAACUUAUGCUUUUUUGCAGAACAAGAAACUGAUGAAGCGGCCUGCUGCAGCACAGGCAAAGGCCAAAGGAAAGGCCAAAGCAAAAGCACAGACCAAAGGAAAG
Messenger RNA from Durusdinium trenchii, 534 nucleotides. The record is from the annotation of a GenBank genome assembly. NCBI's taxonomy places the organism in Eukaryota, Dinophyceae, Suessiales, Symbiodiniaceae.